This is a messenger RNA of Rhizophagus irregularis DAOM 181602=DAOM 197198, 648 nucleotides long. The record is from RefSeq and is a predicted model, not a curated record. NCBI's taxonomy places the organism in Eukaryota, Fungi, Glomeromycota, Glomeromycetes, Glomerales, Glomeraceae.
GAAUCACAGAAAAUCAUCGCUACUCCUAAAUAAUGGAUAUUGGCUUACUUAAUUGUAAAGGAAAAUAUUUCCGUUGGGAUGAUGAUGCUGUCAAACUUUUGCUUUUGUUUUUAAUAGUUCGAAAAGAUGCAGUAAGACAUUUAGGCUCAAAUAGGGGCAAUAUAAAGCCAAAGCUAUGGUCUGAAGCGUCAGAUGUGCUUCUCAACAGUGGUCACCACUACUCUCCACGACAGUGUAGUGUUAAAUGGAACAAUAUAAAAGCAAAAUUUAAGGAUGAUAUGGUCAAAUCUUGUAAUAAUCCAAUUCAAGUACGAUAUAAAACAGAAAUAGAGGAAAUACUUGGUCGUUCACACUAUUAUUCCGGGAUUAAUAAAUAUCGCCGUUGGGAUGAUGGUGCUAUCAAACUUUUGUUUUUGUUUUUAAUAGAUCGAAAAGAUGCAGUAAGACUUUUAAGCACAAAUAGGGGCGAUAUAAAGUUAAAGUUAUGGUCUGAAGCGUCAGAUAUGCUUCUCAGCAGUGGUCACCACUACUCUCCACAAGAGUGUAUGAUUAAAUGGAAAAAUAUAAAAAAAAAUUAUAAGGUAAAACGUGGUUUAAUAAUUUUAAUUUUUAUUUUUUUUUAAUAAAAAGUAUUUUGUUAGGAUGAUA